This is a messenger RNA of Mesorhabditis belari, 441 nucleotides long. The record is from the annotation of a GenBank genome assembly. NCBI's taxonomy places the organism in Eukaryota, Metazoa, Nematoda, Chromadorea, Rhabditida, Rhabditidae.
AUGAUUGGUCACGGAGCUGGAAUCGCUUUCGGGCACGAGUUCUUCAACCCUGCCACACCUGUUUCCGUGCCCGUCGCUGGAUUCAAUCCAGGCCAAACUCUUCGUGUCGUUCUCAUCCCAACUGGAACCGAUCGCUUUGUGAUCAAUCUAAGAACUCCAGACGAUAUCGCCUUCCACUUCAACGCUCGCUUCGAUGAGAACGCUGUCGUUAGAAACUCGACCCGUCACGGUCACUGGCAAAACGAGGAACGCUGGGACCAAGAGUUCCCAUUCCACGCUGGACGCAUUUACACUGUCGAGUUUCAGGCUCAUCCUGGACGUGUUGCUAUUUUGAUCAACGGUCGGCCGUACUGCGAGUUCAACGAGCGUGACAAUCAUGGCGCUGUUCAUCUCAUUGAGAUUGACGGCAACAUCCACGUGCACAACGUUCAAGUGAAACUC